Molecule: messenger RNA, 1278 nt
Organism: Aspergillus bombycis
Lineage: Eukaryota; Fungi; Ascomycota; Eurotiomycetes; Eurotiales; Aspergillaceae
Product: fungal specific transcription factor domain-containing protein
Exons: 3
Coding region: 1-1278 (425 amino acids)
Biological process (GO): DNA-templated transcription
Cellular component (GO): nucleus
Molecular function (GO): zinc ion binding; DNA binding
Source: RefSeq, a predicted model, not a curated record
AUGGACUCUGUCUCCAAUGAGACGCCAUCGGACGUCAUUUCUUUAGGGCCCUUGAUGAGCCCGACAGCCAUAGACACAACCUUGUAUUUGCAGGCCCGUCGGAUCAUUCAAAUGACAAAUCAAUUUGUCGACGACAUCAGCGUGCGUUAUUUUCAGGGAAUACAUCGUUAUCUUCCUAUUAUCUCUCGCAAACGCUUCCAUGACUAUCUCAUCCAUGUCGGCGCAUUCCCUCCAGCAAGCUUCUCAGUUCUUCUGCUCAGUAUCUGCCUAGUGACGUACCAUCCUGAGAUACUGCCAAAAAACCCGCAACGUAUUAGCCGCGAGUCCCUCUACAUUACUAUCAAGUUGGUCUUCACUCAGAUCCAGGCUGUCUUCCCUCCUACUGUUCAUCUAAUUCAGGCGGGCGUUCUUUUGGCGUUAUAUGAGUAUGCACAUGGGAAGCCAGAUGAUGCAUUCCUAUCUAUCAGUGGCUGUGCGCGGAUGGGGUAUGCGACGGGUCUCCACCAUGAGCGGCCGACACAUUUGCAUCAUUACACAAAGGAAGAAGAAAUGGUCAAUACAUGGACAGGGAUCAUUGUUUUGGAACGGUUGUUCUUUUGCGAGCUGUCAGCACGAGACCAGCCUUUUGCGACUAAUAUGUCCACUCAUCCCCAGCUGACAGCAUCGGAGGGUGAUAAUAAAAAUGACAACAUGUCGCGGUUCCAAGCAUCUAAAGCAUCGAUAGAGAUGCAAGGCCUUGGGUACUCUGCCCAAGCAGCGUGGCUCUUGGACCGAGUUUUGAAGGCUACCAAAGGCCCUAACAUGAAUACACAAUUCGAUCAACUUGAUGAGCUUGGAUCUUCACUGCAAGUCUUGCUAGGGCUUUUGUUGGAACAAUGUCAGGAUGUUUGGGGCGUGUUCUGUGGGGCCACUGCAAUUGCUAUUAGGGCCCUAUUCAUACUGCACUGGCAUAUUCUGAGUCAACCCGCUCAGCCCUUCUCUUCAGAGCUGGAAGAAUGGAGGCAAAAGUCUUACGAUACCUUGGACACGGUCUCUAAUAUGGUGAUUGAUAUUAACAAUACACAUGAAGAUAUAGCUCCACACCUGAUUGACCAGAUGCCCCCAAGUUGUGUCUAUAUAACUCGGGCAGCAUUGAAACAUAUUCAUGAUAGUGCGUGUUGGAAAAGUAAAAGCUGGCUUUGGGAGACGGAGAAGCAACUGAAUGCCUCGUUGGAUCAGUUUAGUCGCCGAUGGGGCUUUGAAACGGCCGCCAUAAAGUCAGCAACGUAUCGAAUAUGA